AUGACCAGCCCCGACGCCGCCGCAAGAGACAAAUUCUACGAGGACCUGCACGCCCUCUCGACGACUGUGUCGAAGGCGGACAAGUUAAUUGUCCUUGAUGACUUCAACGCCCGAGUCGGCACACACCAUGCUGCCUGGAGAGGAGUGCUGGCUUCCCAUGGGCACCGCAGCCCAAACGACAAUGGCCUGCUGCUUCUCCUCACCUGCGCAGAACACUGCCUCAUGCUGACGAACACGUUCUUCUGUCUGCCGGAGCGAGAGAAGGCCACCUAG
Molecule: messenger RNA, 273 nt
Organism: Spirometra erinaceieuropaei
Lineage: Eukaryota; Metazoa; Platyhelminthes; Cestoda; Diphyllobothriidea; Diphyllobothriidae
Source: the annotation of a GenBank genome assembly